Molecule: messenger RNA, 1848 nt
Organism: Bactrocera oleae (olive fruit fly)
Lineage: Eukaryota; Metazoa; Arthropoda; Insecta; Diptera; Tephritidae
Source: RefSeq, a predicted model, not a curated record
AUGACACAUUCCAUGCAGACAGCAGAACAUUUCAGGCAACUUAGACGCAUUUCACUUGGAAUUGAAACAAAAUGGAUAAAAAAAAAUACGCUACCCAUCGAUGCUGAUGUUAAAAAUGAUCGUGAAAAUUGGUCUGGAAAAUUGGACUUCUUAAUGUCUUGUAUAUCAGUAUCAGUUGGUUUGGGUAAUAUAUGGAGGUUUCCAUUCAUCGCAUACGAAAAUGGGGGAGGAGUUUUUCUGGUACCAUACAUAAUUUUGUUAUUUUUUAUUGGUAAACCUAUGUACUACAUGGAAGCUCUUUUGGGCCAGUUUGCCAGUAAAAGUUCUGUGAGGAUGUGGUCUUCUUGUCCAAUAUUUAUGGGAGUGGGCAUCGGGCAAGCAAUAGCGACGUUUGCCGUUUUAACGUACUAUUCGGCUUUAAUAGCGGUAACUAUUUAUUACUUCAUUGUAUCAUUUCAAUCGCCCUUGCCAUGGGCGUAUUGUAGGGAAGAUUGGGUAAACUGCGUCGGCUCCAGUCUCUCAAACCGUGAAAAUGUUACCUCAAGUGAAAAAUUACAAAGCAGCUCCGAGUUAUAUUUCAGUAAAACUGUGUUGAGAGAAUUGGACGAUAUAUCUGAAGGGAUUGGAAUUCCAAGCUGGCGACUUAUAUUAACUCUUUUGCUUUCUUGGAUAGUUACAUAUUUAAUUUUGAUCAAAGGUAUGAGAAGUUUGGGAAAGGUUGCAUACAUUUUGGCACUAUUCCCCUACGUAAUCCUAAUAACAUUGCUAAUAAGGGCUGUGACUUUAGAGGGGUCUGUUGACGGAAUUAUAUUUUUUCUAAAACCUGAAUGGGAUAAAUUGCUUAAUAUGAAGGUGUGGAAAGAAGCAGUAGUUCAGUGUUUCUUCUCUUUAGCUGUUUGUUUUGGACCGAUUGUGGCGUUUUCGUCACAUAAUCAAUUUCGUUACAAAGUUUACAGAGAUGCUAUGAUUGUUACAACAUUGGACACCAUUACAUCUCUUGUAGCUGGCAUUACUAUUUUUGGAAUACUAGGAAAUUUAGCGCUUAAUCUGAAUGCACCAAAUAUUGGAGAAGUGGUGCGCAGUGGCACUGGAUUAGCAUUUAUUUCAUAUCCUGAUGCAAUUGCCAAAUUCAAAUUUGUGCCACAGCUUUUUUCGGUUUUAUUUUUUUUCAUGCUUUUUGUUCUCGGGAUCGGUACCUUAGCGGCACUACAAAGUGCUUUAGUAACUAUUAUCUGUGACCAAUUCAAAUUAAAAAGGUUCUGGCUUGCCUCAUUGAUAACAACAAUAAUCGAAUUUGGCAUUAGUAUACUAUAUGUAACGCCGGCUGGACAAUGGAUUCUAAAUCUUGUGGACUAUUUUGCUGGAACUUACAUAGUGUUCUCUCUGGCAGUUUUUGAAAUAGUCGGUAUAACUUGGUUCUACGGUCUGCGUAACUUUUGUGAUGACGUAGAAUUCAUGACUAACCGUAAAGUGUCCAUUUACUGGCGGCUAUAUCAUCCAACUAUAAACAAUAUCUAUUAUAUGAAGAAUGUAUUAAUAUGUGUCAUUGCAGUUGUCGGCUGGAUAUUAUUAUUAAUUGGAUUUCUUCAAUUUCCCUUGUGGGGUAUUUGGUACUUGUAUGUUCACAAAGAAGCCACCUUCAAAAAAACCAUCAAAAAAGCGAUAUCUCCGAGUCAGAAGUGGGGCCCAAUGGACCCAGAAAUAUAUGUGGUAUGGCUGCAGCACAAGGAAUUUCUAAAGAGGUUGCGGGAAAAAGAGAGAAAUGAAAAGGAGCUUAGCAAGUUUAAACAAAAUAUUUAUUAUCUAAUAGGCAUAUCGAAAUAAGGCUAAUAAAUGGUAAUAAAAGUG